Molecule: messenger RNA, 1484 nt
Organism: Laetiporus sulphureus 93-53
Lineage: Eukaryota; Fungi; Basidiomycota; Agaricomycetes; Polyporales; Laetiporaceae
Exons: 2
Coding region: 177-1364 (395 amino acids)
Biological process (GO): anatomical structure morphogenesis; cell differentiation; regulation of DNA-templated transcription
Molecular function (GO): RNA polymerase II cis-regulatory region sequence-specific DNA binding; DNA-binding transcription factor activity, RNA polymerase II-specific
Source: RefSeq, a predicted model, not a curated record
CGAAUUCUCAACCAUGAACAGUCUCUCACUGCCAUUGCACCAUAGCCACGGCUACUGCUGAAGAGAAGGGCACUCGCGUCUGGACAGUCGCAAAGGAUUCAAACCCAUAGGUUGGUGCGUAGCUCACUGGGCGGAUUCACUUAUGAGCUGUGAACCUCUAACUGGGACAUGCGUCAAUGACCAUCCCGGAGCACUCCUGUGGCCCAAGAUUAAAUUGUGGAGUAAACAUCGCUAAGCAAUUGGCGGACAGUGACAGUGCGGAGAUGGAUCCUCACCCCGUGGGACGCGACAUGGGCCACAUUGUGGCGCCUUACCACCUUGUUAUUCAUAUAAGGCAUUUGUGGUGUCUCCCUCUAUUCUCUCACAACACAAACUCUGGUUUUUUUCGCCACAUCAUCAUUCGUUCGACAGCGAACCCUUCACGCAGCCCGCAUUGUUCUUCGCUAUUCUCUCAAAGAGCACGGCAGAAUCUCAUGGUGAAAACAAGGCUCCUCGUGCCCACGCCUGUGGCACCUUCGCGGCAGGACGGCGUUCAGCUCGUGUCGAAUUUUGAUCACUCAGGCUCGAGUACACUGCCCACGGAUGUUUCGUCCUUCUCAUUCGAUCUACGCUCUGCGUCGACAUACCGAUGGGCUGGGGAUGACUGGUUCGACCGUUUAUCGCGUUAUUCCCCUUUCCCAGGUUCCACAUCAUCAAGACCACCACCGGCUCUGUCUUUGACAGGCGAUUUGACCACGGUGGACACAUCUCAUGAGUUCACAAUACCAAACGCUCACGGGACCCAUAACCGGUUCGACGAGUCUCCAACCGCAGGCGGUUGUUCACUGCCACCUCCUCAGCCGAUGCCUUCACUGCCACAUCCGCAGUCCACUACCUAUGCGCCACCGAGCAACGCCACUUCAAGUCAAGCACAACUCGCCUGGCAACGACCACACACAACCCUCGCUCCGCCUGUGAGCUCGAGCAAUAUUUUCCCUCAUGCAUUAGACUUGCCCUCCGCCGAGACUAUUCGCGAGGAUCGACCUCGCAGGCCUCGCAAUAAGUGGAUAAUUUUCAGAUGCGAAUUUAUUAAGAAGAACCCCGGUACAAAGGAGGGCUGUCCUCCUAAUGCUAGUACGGCUGCGGCAAGAGCGUGGAAGGCGCUUUCUCCGCAAGAGCGGGUGCCGUACGAACAGGAAGCGAAACGCGAAGCCGAUGCCUUCAAGAAGAAAUACCCUGACUACAAAUAUCGACCCCGCCGAAAAGCGAAGAAGGUCACUGAAAAGAGCGAGGAUGGACUGCUUGACGGGAAAAAAAGAGCAGAAGAAACGUGUUGCGUCCAUUCGUUCAACUUAUUUGAACCUUCCUGGAUCUUCCACGCGUAGCAGUUUAGUAGGCGGUGCUGCUGACCGCCUCAAACACCGUACGCCGUCUAUCGCGAAUUCUGAGCGGUCGAUGUCACCUACCGUCGAGGCCUUCCCGCGUUCCUUAGGAAACAAUGAACG